AUGUUUAGGGACAGAACCAACCUUUUUCUAUCUUAUCGGCGAACGAUAUCUCGAAGUGUGCCUUUGAGUGGCGACAGAAUCGCAUCUUUGCGGGAGGAAGAAGAGGGUUUGAUGGGUUCUCGGCGUCAUACAAAGUACCGUGAUGAUGGCAACACAAUUGAAAUGAAACCAAUUGUUCCCACAGCAGUUGACAUAUCGAAGGAUAUAGACGUCAAUUUAUCUUUUAUCAAGUCCAAGACGGGAGAACUUAAUGCAAUGUACAAAAAAUUACUCAUUACUGCCCAGGGAGACAAGCGAGUUUUAGAGAAUAGUAUCGAGCAACUCAAUUACGACAUCACAAAGAAAUUUGAAGCGUGCUACGUUUUGAUAAAGAAGUUUGAGUUUCUCCAAAAGAAUUACGAUCGCCUAGGACUUGACUUCACGGCCAAUGAUCUCGCAGUCAUUGAAAACUACAAGAAGAAUUAUGCUCAAAAACUCCAGGAUACUUCAUUACUUUUCCGUAAUCUUCAAAAUAACUACAUGAAGUUCCUCCGUGACGACGAAGACGAAAGUGACUCACUAUUAACGUCGUCGUCGUAUAUGGAUACCGACCAAAACACCCUUAUCAUGGAAGAAGAAGCCAAAAAUAUUGAAGACUAUUCAAAACGUGUUCUUCAAGAAACGCAACAGGUUAAAGGUGCCAACUCACAAUACCUCGAACAGCGCGAUCGAGAAAUUCUGAAACUAGCAAUGGGUAUACUUGAAAUCUCAACCAUCUUCAAAGAAAUGGAAAGUUUGGUUGUUGACCAAGGCAGUGUGCUUGAUCGUAUAGACUACAAUUUGGCAAACACGGCGCAAGAUCUCAAAACUGCCGAUAAGGAACUUAUCAAAGCGAAAGGUUACCAGAAGAGAACAACCAAAUGCAAAAUAAUAUUCUUGCUUUCAUUGGUGGUGUUUGCAUUAUUCAUGAUAGUUCUCGUCAAACCUCAUGGAUCAACGAAGGUGGUGGAAAAGCCCUCCCAUCCGCAACCAGACAAGGGAGAUAGGCCGACCAUAGACCACCCACAAGAUCCCAAUCCCGAUUCUAAUCCACGAUCUUAA
Messenger RNA from Meyerozyma guilliermondii ATCC 6260, 1080 nucleotides. RefSeq names its product Tlg2p (gene TLG2). Gene Ontology annotation, biological process: vesicle-mediated transport; vesicle fusion; intracellular protein transport. Gene Ontology annotation, cellular component: membrane; SNARE complex; endomembrane system. The record is from RefSeq and is a predicted model, not a curated record. The transcript has a single exon. Lineage: Eukaryota; Fungi; Ascomycota; Pichiomycetes; Serinales; Debaryomycetaceae. Gene Ontology annotation, molecular function: SNARE binding; SNAP receptor activity. The coding region runs from base 1 to 1080 and encodes 359 amino acids.